GGUCCAUUCGCGAGUGCGUUGCGUAUUGCCAUAAAACUACGCCAUCAAUCAUGGAUUCCGCGUUUCCUCGCUUCACGCGUCGGGAGGGAUGGUUAUGGUCGUCGUCGUCGAGAUGCUGAACUGCGAGGUCGGGCCAUCAAGGUGGUUGAUUUAUUGCAGCAUGCCUCCGAACUUGGUAAUACAGACGCCUUGUACACGCUGGGGAAAAUAUCUUUGCUUCCACCUACACCGCAUUUCCCAUCAAACCCCAAACUUGCCUAUAGGUCGUUCGAUGUGCACGCGGGAGCCACAGGCAAUGCUACAUCGCAGUCCGUACUCGCCUUCUUUCAUGCUACAGGUUAUCAUGAUGUUGUCCCUGUCAACCAAGCCAAGGCGCAGCUAUAUUACACUUUUGCCGCGAACGGGGAAGAUAAGGGCGCCCAGAUGGCCAUGGGAUACCGAUACUGGAGCGGCAUUGGUGUAUUGGAAGAUUGUGGAAGAGCCUUGGAAUGGUACGAGCAGGCUUCUGAGCACGCUAUGGCGAAGUUCCUAUCGGGGCCACCUGGUGGAAGAACGUUACCCUUGACCCCUACUCGCCUGUCGGAUCUGGACGGUGGCGUAUACGGUCCAGGUGCAAGCGUUGCAUCGACAGGACUCAACGGUCAACGACCUGCCAUCCGAGCUUCUCGCGCGCGAGCAGCAGGCGAGACGUGGGAAGAUAUCCUCGAAUAUUACAUUUUCAAUGCGGAUCGCGGCGAGACUGACUUCAUGUUUCGACUUGGAAAAAUAUUCUACCAUGGAAGCAUCUAUCAUUCACCUGGUGGAGCUGCAUCUGGCGGAGAAGGCGUCGGACGCGUGCCGCGCGAUUUCGACAGAGCUCAUUACUAUUUCUCGCGCAUCGCCCGACAGAUCUGGCCUCAUGACCCUGUCGACCCAUUGUCGCACUCUCCACGACGCGAGGAGGGCACUGGGCCCGUAGGAUAUGCAGCUGCAGCUGCGGGCUUCAUUGGACGGAUGUUUCUUCGAGGAGAAGGAGUGCGUCCAGAUUUCGCUAUGGCGAGAAUGUGGUUCGAGCGCGGGGCAGAGUAUGGUGACAAAGAAAGUCACAAUGGUCUUGGUAUCAUUUGGCGCGAUGGACUCGUGGGUGGGAAGAGAGACUUGAAGAAAUCGGUCGGGUAUUUUACCAUUGCGGCUGGCCAGGAGCUGGCAGAGGCUCAGGUUAAUCUAGGCAAACAUCAUUACUUGCGGAAGGAGAUGAAGCUCGCGACAACGUAUUUCGAGAUGGCGUUGAGGCACGGAUCUCCAUUCGAGGCUUAUUACUAUCUUGCACAGAUUCAAUCCGAACAGAUGAAACUGAUGCCUCCGCAAAUGAGGAGCGGCGCAUGCUCAGUAGCUGUAUCGUUUUAUAAGGUGGUGGCCGAAAGGGGAGCAUGGGACGACGAUCUGUUGACAAGCGGUGAACAAGCGUGGAAUACAGAGACAAACGCUGGCAAAGAAUCUGCGAUGCUGAGUUGGUGGAUUGCGGCCGAACGGGGGUACGAGAUUGCACAAAACAACUUGGCAUAUGUACUAGAUCAGGGUAACUAUGACUUAUCAGACAAAAGUGUGCUCCGAGACACGCGCUUUACAAAUUUCCUUCCAUCCAAUGAUACCGCACGACUUGCCUUGACCCAAUGGACACGUUCGGCUGCCCAGAACAACGUCGAUGCCUUGGUGAAAGUUGGAGACUAUUAUUAUCAUAGUUUAGGCGUACGUGAUGAGCCGGAGAACAUACGUUGGGAAAAAGCUGCGGGAUAUUAUCAAUCUGCGGCCGACACACUCGUUAGCGCAUUGGCGAUGUGGAAUCUUGGUUGGAUGUACGAGAAUGGUGUUGGUGUGCCUCAGGACUUCCACCUUGCUAAACGCCAUUAUGACCAAGCGUUGGCGACUAACAGUGAAGCAUAUCUCCCUGUGACAUUGUCGCUGGUCAAGUUAUAUGCGCGCAGCAUGUCGCAUACUCUCAUGGGAGGUUCUGGUGGCCUGAGUCUGUGGGAAGAUGAGGAGGAAAUUUGUAAGUUGCGAUCAAUGCUUCUUGUCAUUAGUCGCUUGAGCAUCAUAUUGUAG
Messenger RNA from Heterobasidion irregulare TC 32-1, 2082 nucleotides. RefSeq lists its product as uncharacterized. The record is from RefSeq and is a predicted model, not a curated record. Lineage: Eukaryota; Fungi; Basidiomycota; Agaricomycetes; Russulales; Bondarzewiaceae. Gene Ontology annotation, biological process: ERAD pathway. The annotation marks the transcript as partial. Gene Ontology annotation, cellular component: endoplasmic reticulum membrane. Gene Ontology annotation, molecular function: protein binding. The transcript is spliced from 7 exons.